AUGAGCAGCAUGGCAGAAUCCGAGGUGCACUUGAAGCUGUUGAUUGAUACGAAAAACAAAAGGGUUUUAUUUGCUGAAGUUGGAAAAGACUUUGUUGAUUUCAUAUUUCACAUUCUUGCUAUGCCAUUAGGUACUGCUAUUAGGUUACUCGGCAAACAAGAAAUGGUGGGCUGCUUGGGGAAGCUCUAUGAAAGCGUUGAGAAUUUGAACGAUACCUAUAUAUUACAGGGCAAGAACAAAGAGAUAUUCUUGAAACCAAAGGCACCGAAUCCAUUUACUUCUGUGCCUUCAGCACUGCUCACUGAUAAACCAACUCACAAAACCUACUAUAUGUGUGGUAACUGCAGUUAUCAAUACAGUUUUUCAGAUGAUCCCAAUACACCUUGCCAAAAUUGCUCCAGACCAAUGACCAGAGCUCUUAGUUAUGUUGCUCCUCCACAAAAGAAAGAUGGGCCGAAUGAAGGAUUUGUGAAAGAUGCAGUGACUUACAUGGUAAUGGAUGAUCUGGUUGUAAAGCCUUUGUCGACUGUAUCCAGCGUUGCUUUGCUUAACGAAUAUAAUAUUAAGGAAUUUGCUACACUCCAAGAAAAGAAUGUACAGUUUGGGAUGAAUGAGGCUGUGAAGCUUUUGAAGGCAUCUCUACAUUCAAGCAAUGUUCUCACCACUGUUUUCCUGAAUGAUGAAUGUGACUACCAGAAUCCAAUUUCUGGCCCCGAAGGCAAAAAAUUCUAUAUCUUGGUUGACAAUCAGCCAUGGGUGAAAGAUCUUGUGUCACGGCCUACACAUUUUUGGCAACUGAUGGUCACUAAGUCCAGGUUGCCCCCUUUUGCAAAUUCUAAAGUGAAAAAGAGGAUGGACACAGGAGAACUUAAUGAGCUACAGGCUAUUUCUCAAUCAAACACAAGUCAGUUGGAAAAUUUCAAAAAGUGGUUCUUAUUGCUUGAUGUUGCGACAUCAUCCAGGAAGAGGGCUUUGCUACCUGUGAAGAAAGCAGUUAGAAUGUGGUUCUUUGGCUGUUGUUCCAGCUGUAGCUGUUGGUCAUGA
Messenger RNA from Fraxinus pennsylvanica, 1044 nucleotides. The record is from the annotation of a GenBank genome assembly. Lineage: Eukaryota; Viridiplantae; Streptophyta; Magnoliopsida; Lamiales; Oleaceae.